AUGUCUACGUCAACAAAGCCACCGGCUGAGGAGAUCACAUCUCUUCCUUCCCCAAAACCUAAGAAGAAGCCCUUCUCUUCCCCAAACGAAAUGGUCACUUUUAUCGUUGGCACAGGCGACAAACAAGAGACCUUUCAGAUUCACAAGCAAGUUGCAUGCGAGCAUUCGGAUGUCUGGAAUCGGGCUUUCAAUAGCAUGUUUAUUGAGGGGCAAACUCAAACUUAUCGCAUUGAAGACACUGACCCUGAGGUAUUUCGAUUAUUGACACAGUGGGUUUACCGAGAUAAUUUCGACCUUUUUCAUUCAGCAGACUCCUGUCUCAACCGCCUCGACGAUCUCAAUGUAGUGGUCCAGUGUAUGCAAGAAGGUAGUGUCCUGCUGAGGCUUUGGGUUUUGGCCGAAAAGUUUCUUAUUCACCGACUUCAGAAUUAUACUAUGCGCGUUCUGUGCAAUAAAGCCGUCGUUUGUGAACCAUAUCUGAAUCGAUAUGAUUAUAGAUAUGUCUAUAAGAACACGACUGAGGGGAGUGCUCUUCGUCGAUUUGGCAAGGAAGCGUUCUCAGAUGAUUGGGGACAACUAUCUGGUUGGGGAGAAUCCAACUACCUAAUCCUGAAUUAUAUCCGGGAUCGACAAUUUUGCGAGGAAUGGCUGCAAAGGGGUGCCUCUCUGGUCGAUUAA
This is a messenger RNA of Botrytis fragariae, 678 nucleotides long. RefSeq lists its product as uncharacterized. Gene Ontology annotation, molecular function: protein binding. The record is from RefSeq and is a predicted model, not a curated record. Lineage: Eukaryota; Fungi; Ascomycota; Leotiomycetes; Helotiales; Sclerotiniaceae. The transcript is spliced from 3 exons. Bases 1 to 678 code for a protein of 225 amino acids.